AGUUCUCAACUUUCAUUACAAACUUUCUCAUUCAAUUCCAUCUUAUUUUCUAACAAACAAAAGCUUCUUUUGCUUUCUUAUUUUAAAAAAAUCUUACCAACCCAAAAAAGUAUGAAGAGAGAGAGAUCUGAGUUCGAACAAUCCAUCAAGAAUCUAGACAUUGCUAGAUGUUUGAUGAUACUAUCACAAACCUCCAUAGUCAAACAAGUCGAUGUGAACCAAUAUACCGAGCGCAAUACAAGUAACCGGUUCGAGUGCAAAACGUGUAACCGGAAAUUUUCUUCGUUUCAAGCCCUAGGUGGCCACCGAGCAAGCCAUAAGAAGCCAAAGCUAUCCGUUGACCAGAAAGAGGUGAAGCAUGUUACCAACAGUUAUAAUGGAACUCGUGUUCACGAGUGUUCGAUAUGCGGUCAGAGUUUUGGGACUGGACAGGCUUUAGGUGGUCAUAUGAGACGGCAUAGGUCAAGCACGAAGGUGGAGCCAUCGCAGCUCAUAUCUCCCGUGAUUCCUAACGUGCCGGUUCUGAAACGAUGCAGUAGUAGCAAGAGGGUUUUGUCUUUGGAUUUGAAUCUAACUCCCUUAGAGAAUGAUCUUGAAACUAUUUUUGGGAAGACGUUUUUCCCCAACAUAGAUAUGAAAUUCGUUGUUUAGUUUAGUUUUUGUUUUUUUCAGUCGUUUAGAUUAUCAAAAUUAUUUUGUAUUAUAAUUCUUCCAUUGUCUUAAUUAAUUCUUUCAAACGU
Raphanus sativus (radish) is the source of this 740-nucleotide messenger RNA. RefSeq names its product zinc finger protein ZAT11. Lineage: Eukaryota; Viridiplantae; Streptophyta; Magnoliopsida; Brassicales; Brassicaceae. The record is from RefSeq and is a predicted model, not a curated record. Gene Ontology annotation, biological process: response to stress; response to chitin. The transcript has a single exon. Bases 112 to 651 code for a protein of 179 amino acids.